AUGGGAAACUUCAAUCCAUACGGGAGAGUGGUAAAUCGUGCUCCGCAUACAUCUUCGGAGAAGUUCGGAGCUUUUACUGAUGAAAAUCUUGUUGGAGCCGAAGUACACAUUGGUUUGACAAGAGACACAUAUAGAGUGGUAGGUUAUAGAACAGGAUACAUCUACAUAUCACAUUCGUUCGAAAUAUCACCUCCAGUUUAUGCUAGAUGGGUCCGAAUUACAAGGAACCCCGAUAUCAAAAAACCUUUGGUCCUCUGUGAAGUAGCAGUGAAUGGCUCUAAGUCAAGCACUGGAAGCUUCGAACGGAUUUCUGACGUGACAGGGACGGGAAAUACUCUUGAUACGAAGUUUGCCAGGUCUAUAGAACAUUGUUGUUACAUUUGUUUCAUCACUCAAGACUGUUUGGCAGUUGCAAUGGACAAUUCUCAAUGUUCUUUACUUGACUCUGAUAAUUACCAGAGUGAAUUAGGACAAACGCUUUAUGUUAUCAAGUAAUUGCGUAAAAGUGAUGGCAGAAAAAUUGCGGCCAUACUGCAUGCUGAAUCCCAUUUUUAGAAUUUUCUGAUAACUUAACAGAAUAAACAAAUUGAAG
This is a messenger RNA of Ruditapes philippinarum (Manila clam), 592 nucleotides long. RefSeq lists its product as uncharacterized. The coding region runs from base 1 to 495 and encodes 164 amino acids. Lineage: Eukaryota; Metazoa; Mollusca; Bivalvia; Venerida; Veneridae. The transcript is spliced from 3 exons. The record is from RefSeq and is a predicted model, not a curated record.